GCGACACCUGAACGCAGCAAAAUCAAACUGUAGGUAUUCAGAAUUAAUAAAUCGAUGUUGGAAAAACACAGCAAGCCAUUUAAAUAUUUCCGUUUGUAAUGAGUAUGAGUCAAAUUGAAAAGUAACCAGGAUAUACAAGUUUCUCUCCUCGGUCCAACACAUUAUCAUUAUUGACAGAAAAGUAGCUACAAAGUCUGUCAGUGUGCGCGAUCGACCGCGUCAUUUCCGGUCUGAGGAACGACACGGGGGUCUGUUUGACUGUGGUUCUCUGCCGUGGGCCGACACACCUGUGCGUUUCUUUGUUUCUCUCGCGAAUCACCCGAAGCAAAGCGGACAGAUUGAUGGCAAGCGCAGCGCAGAAGACUUCCGAGGUUGGCUCAUAAAGAAAAGGAAUACCUGGAGUGGACUCUUUACAAACCGGUGAAGCUGGGAUCAGCACUUCAAACGGAAUGCGUUGUUCCAGAGGAGAGUUUGGAAUGGCAGGCGCGCAACCGAGCCACAGGAACCAACCGAAACCGCACAACAGAUUGCUGUCGGAUUUAUGCUGCAGAACCAUCUCGAGGACUAUCCAGACCGAACAGAUGGACUCGAUCCGUGACCAGUACAGCGUGCAUAUAUACGUCACGACGGAUCAAACAGCUACCGUUUGAUGCAACUCGGAUGCUUGGAAUCUGUGGCCAACUCGUCUGUCGCUUACUCGUCGUCGUCUCCGCUCACGUACCCAGCUACCGGAACCGAUUUUGCCUCAACCUAUUUUCCCACGAACCACCAGUACACGCCCCUGCACCACCAGUCUUUCCACUACGAGUUCCAGCACAGCCACCCGGCCGUGAACCCGGACGCGUACUCGUUAAACUCUCUCCAUCACUCGCAGCAGUAUUACCAACAGCUCCAUCACGGCGAACCGGCGGACUUCAUCAACCUUCAUAACGCGCGGGCGCUCAAGUCCUCCUGUCUGGACGAGCAGCGACGGGAACUGGGCUGCCUGGACGCGUACCGCAGGCAUGACCUGUCAAUCAUGAGCCACGGCUCUCAGUACGGCAUGCACCCUGAGCAAAGACUGCUGCCCGGGGCGGGUCUGGGGCUGCCGCCACCGGGGGCCGAUGACCUACAGGGAUCUGUAGACGCGCAGUGCGGGCUUGUGUUAAAUGGCCAAGGCGGAGUGAUACGGCGAGGUGGCACGUGUGUAGUCAAUCCUACAGACUUGUUCUGCUCUGUACCAGGAAGACUUUCUCUACUCAGUUCUACCUCAAAGUACAAAGUGACCAUCGCUGAAGUCAAACGGCGCCUCUCUCCUCCCGAGUGUCUCAAUGCCUCACUGUUGGGCGGGAUUUUAAGAAGAGCCAAGUCGAAGAACGGUGGCCGAUGCCUCAGGGAGAAACUGGACAGACUGGGGCUCAAUCUCCCAGCAGGCCGCAGGAAAGCAGCGAACGUCACACUGUUGACCUCUUUAGUGGAAGGGGAAGCGCUGCACUUGGCUCGAGACUUUGGUUACACCUGCGAGACUGAGUUCCCAACGAAAGCUGUGGGAGAACAUCUUGCCCGGCAGCACACGGAGCCAAAGGAGCAGAACGCACGCAAGAAGAUGGUGCUGGCCACCAAACAGAUCUGUAAGGAAUUUCAGGAUUUAUUAAGUCAAGAUCGAUCUCCACUCGGUUCCUCUAGACCAACACCAAUUCUGGACCUGGACAUUCAGAGACAUCUAACACACUUCAGUUUGAUCACGCAUGGGUUCGGUACGCCAGCGAUUUGCGCCGCUCUCAGCACCUUUCAAACCAUUCUCAGUGAAAUGCUCAAUUACCUGGAGAAACACUCGGCCAAUAAGAGCACAGGAACACCUGACGCCAACCAGAUCAACUCGAAUUCUGAUAAAACGCUUCGCAAAACCUCAGAAGCACCGACUAAAGACGGUAAAAUAGAGAAAACUGAAUGACUCUGGAGUUCUCACUUCCUGGUCGGAGCUCUGAUGGGCGGGACUUGUUCAGGGUGCGGCUUUGAUGGGCGGAGUCAAAGGGUUUUCAUUUCAUAUUUCUUUAUUUAUACAACUGACCUCAACUUUCCUGUAAGAAUACUUUAAUUUUGUGUAGAAAUGCAUCUCAUUAUUCUCACUACCUGAUAUUUACCCGAACUCAUCCUUUUUUUAUAAGUUAUUAAAAUGGUUAUUUUGCUUAUGGUUUGUCUGUAUGUAAUUAGUUGAAAGAAUAAUUUUAAAGAUGUUAUAUCUUUUAUUAAAAGGUUCACAUUCCAUUUCAGCUAAGACCUCAUUUGAGGUCUGUUUGGAACUGUAAAUUAUUACAGGCAACUUUCCACGUUGCCGUUACUUACUGUAUAUUGUGCAUGUUAAACUUUGUACACCAUCUGAAACGGACAUUUCAGCGGCCACUGUUGUUCCGGAACACGAAUUCUUGACUGCAUUUGUAAAGAAGUUAUAUAUAAAUAUAUAAAUUCAAUCUUUUCUUGUAGGCUUUGAACUACAUAUAUGAAAUAACCCUACAUGCAAACUACUGGUGUUCAAUAAAGCAUAUUGCUCAAAGUCUUAUAUUAA
Messenger RNA from Triplophysa dalaica, 2545 nucleotides. RefSeq names its product transcription factor AP-2 delta (activating enhancer binding protein 2 delta) (gene tfap2d). The record is from RefSeq and is a predicted model, not a curated record. The transcript has 12 exons. Gene Ontology annotation, cellular component: nucleus. Gene Ontology annotation, biological process: anatomical structure development; regulation of cell population proliferation; regulation of transcription by RNA polymerase II. The coding region runs from base 650 to 1933 and encodes 427 amino acids. Lineage: Eukaryota; Metazoa; Chordata; Actinopteri; Cypriniformes; Nemacheilidae. Gene Ontology annotation, molecular function: DNA-binding transcription factor activity, RNA polymerase II-specific; RNA polymerase II transcription regulatory region sequence-specific DNA binding.